Botrytis deweyae is the source of this 1854-nucleotide messenger RNA. RefSeq lists its product as uncharacterized. Lineage: Eukaryota; Fungi; Ascomycota; Leotiomycetes; Helotiales; Sclerotiniaceae. The transcript has a single exon. Bases 1 to 1854 code for a protein of 617 amino acids. The record is from RefSeq and is a predicted model, not a curated record.
AUGGUGUCGCGGCGUGAUGCAUUGCCCUGCUUUACAUCAGUCCCAACCCAUGAUUCAGUAUGUCAAGCUUGCGAAAUUCUUCAAUUAAUUGCUCCGUAUGGCGAUCUAUCUUUGGAGCUCCUAUGUACGUCGGCUACCGGCAGCUGUCAGACCUGUCGACUUCUAUACCUUGCUCUGCUUCAGAUAUUUGGACCAUCUAUUUUCACUAAAGAGUAUUGCGUUUAUAAAGACGGAAAUAAUCUACGCUUGUCCUACAAGAGAAAUGAUGAAUCUGGCAUUUUUCUUUAUACAUUGUCUGGCCAUACGCAGUCUUCAUCGCCUCUGGUAUACAUUGGCCGCGAUGUACGCCCACGAAGGACCAGCUAUGCAGCGAUCAUUCAAGAUUGGAUUGGAACUUGUCGCGAUACGCAUACCGAGUGCAUUCCUACAGGUAUCGGCGUGGCUUUGCCGAAACGCCUCUUGGACGUUGGUCACGCUGGCUCAGAUCAGAUUCGACUUGAAACCAAACUGCCUAAGAGUGGACAAUAUCUUGCUCUCAGUCAUUGUUGGGGAGGCGGAGUGCCGAUAAAAACCUUACGCGAAAACCUUCAUGCUAUGGAGGAAGUAAUACGUUUCCUUGAUCUACCUAAGACUUUCCAGGAUGCUGUGACCGUCACGAAGGACCUUGGUCAAAGGUAUCUUUGGAUCGAUGCAUUGUUUAUCAUCCAAAACGACCCAGAGGAUUGGGAGAAGGAGUCGGGAAAUAUGGCGGCAAUCUAUCAGAAUGCAUACCUGGUCAUAGGCGCUGAUAUGGCGGCCAACUCUGAAGCCGGAUUCCUCGACCCUUUACAAGGCGGCUGGCACAAAGAUGGAAAGCCUAUAGCUUUUGUUGAAAGCGAGUCAACUACCAUUUAUGCGCGGUACUAUGAUGAUCACUCUCAACUUUGCGCAAUGUUCCCUACGAUAUAUGGAUAUGAGGAUUCACCGCUUUCAAAAAGAGCUUGGACAUUGCAGGAGCAGAUUCUAGCCCCUCGUAUGGUACACUUUGGGAAAAGAGAAAUCAUGUGGGAAUGCAACUCAGGGAUGUUCUGUGAAUGUAUGCAGAUGGACAGCAAUAUGAAGUUACAAACCGAGAGAGUCGCAUAUCUUGCUAGCUUGAACUCAUAUCCACCUGAUAAAUACAAGACUUGGUAUAAGGUCGUCAACCAAAUCAUGACUCGGAGUAUAACUAAGCGUGAUGAUAUAUUUCCUGCACUCUCCGGUCUAGCUCAGCAAUUUACGGACCAUGGAGCUGGUCGCUAUCUAGCUGGUUUGUGGUUGAAAGAUCUCCCGCAAGGUCUUUUGUGGUGGAGGGAGUAUGAGGGAGAAAGAUGUGCUAGCUCUGAUAGGGCGCCAUCGUGGUCUUGGGCAUCUAUAGAGGAUAAUGAGCAGGUCUACCACUACACUGAUGGGAAACUUGAUUAUACACAAAGGCUUGAUCCCGUCUAUGCCAGAGUUCUUGAGGCAGAAAUAGAGUUUAAGGGGAACAACCUAUUCGGCGCUGUUGUAAGCGGGCAUUUGACAAUUUAUGCGCCCCUAAUGGAGGUCACCUGGAAACGUUGGUUUACAUUAGAACCGGUUCGCCAGUUCAGCAAAGCCCCGAAACUAUCUCCCUAUUUCGACUACAAGCAUAACCUUGAUGUCAGCGUUAAACUGCAUUGCCUUUUCAUUGGUGAGAUGUCACUUGGGGGCUCUAGAACUCGUGGUCUUAUUCUUCGCAAGCUCGAGGAUUCAUCAGAAUCCACAUUUAAAAGAAUAGGAUUGUUCCAGUGCGACAGUGGAGCAAAAGAGCAAUUCAGCCCAGCUCUCACCGAAGAGACUGUGAUCAUUGUUUAA